AAACAAAUGUAGGAGUACUGACAACAUUUAAUAUGCAAAAACAAUGAGAGACGGUACGAGUCGGGGGCGUUGCAUCGACGAACAUAUAACAACUGUGCGACGAAUCAUUUUGCACAUUUAUGCCUACAUUUUCCGUUGAGCAGCACGAUAAAGCAAAAAUGAAAACUUCAGAACUGAUUAUUUGUAUCACUUCAGUAUUGUUGAUAGUGCUGAUGGUUAGUGAAGGCUCACCAGCACAAAAAUGGCGCCCACAAGGACGAUUUGGAAAAAGAACGAACGAAAUGAGUAACAAUCCCUUGUGGAUGAUUCUCUCUUCUUCGAAUAACAAUAACGAUGAAGCAUUAACUUAUGUUCCUGGAGAAAAACCUGUGCGUCUCGACAAUCUACUGUGUGUAUCUAUUGGAUUAAAAAACGCUUAUAAAUGUACUCGGUCUGAAUCAUAAAGUAUGACUAGCCCAAUCAUAAAAGAUGCAGCACUUGUUUCAGUUAUAUUUCUUUUCAAUAACUAUUGCACAUCAAUCCUCUAAAGUUUCGACAAUGGAAUUUCAACAAUUCAGCAAUGUGUGAAUAAACUAUAAUUAUUUACCAAUGGUCUUAUUUGUCUGGUCUCCGACUGGAGACAGUAUCAGAAUAUUCUUAAUGUUAAGAUCAUUUUCAUGAAUCUAAUUCCACCGUUUCGUUGACAAAUUAUAUUUUAUUAGAAUGAAGAAUAAAAAUAAUAUAGAAAAAAUU
This is a messenger RNA of Octopus sinensis (East Asian common octopus), 732 nucleotides long. RefSeq lists its product as uncharacterized. NCBI's taxonomy places the organism in Eukaryota, Metazoa, Mollusca, Cephalopoda, Octopoda, Octopodidae. The transcript has 4 exons. The record is from RefSeq and is a predicted model, not a curated record. Bases 120 to 443 code for a protein of 107 amino acids.